CUGGCAAAAACGGAGGGAAAAUUUAGGGGCGUAACCCGUGUUAGCCACAUGAAAUGUUCAUAAAAAAGUUAAGACAGUAGACAAUCUGCUCGACUGUGAAACGAACGGCUGAACUCCAUUUUGAUAAAAAAUAAAACGACCUCAACGGCUGCAAAAACACGUUGCUUCCAGUUUUGAACAGCACGAAUUUUUAAAUUGAAAUUCUCGUCUCCAAGUGUCACUUCUCUUGAACACUAUUUCAUACUCAUGCUUCUAUACUGAAAAACAGCGAUGGCCCAGGCACAACAGCAGGGUCAGCAGGCACCGCCGCUCCUUGAUAUUAGAGGACUGGAAGAUGGGACAAUUGCAACUCUUUUGGCUGUACCACACCCGACUAUCGAGAGGCUCAUUUCCUUGCCAAAACUUGAAUUGGUGGUCGCAUUGAAAAACAACAAGCAGCAGGAUUUCAAGUUAGAUUGGGGAAAGCCUCGAUUGGCCAGCAUCCUGCAUGCGUUCCUUCUCACUGCCAACCGAGACAUUAUUGACGUUGGAGGGCAGCCACCUCAGGUGAUCCAACCACCUCAAGUGAUCCAACCACCUCAGGUGAUCCAACCACCUCAGGUGAUCCAACCACCUCAAGUGGUGCAGCCACAACAGCCACCCCUGAUGCAGCCACCCCUGAUACAGCCACCUCAAGGGGUGCAGCCACAGCCAGCUGCAGCUCGGAGGUAUUCUGUACAGCCCUGGGAGAACCUGUGCAUGAUCUGCAUGAACGAGACACUCAAGUUCAUCUUUGUCCAGUGCCUGCACGCCGGCAUUUGCAAUGGAUGCAGGGAAAACAUGCUCGCCAAAGACAAUGCACACCAGGGAGACGAUCGUACAACGACCUGUCCCAUCUGCAGGAUUGAACACACUGGGAGAAAUAUUCGCCAGAUGUUCCUUAUCAACCCGGAACUUAUUUGAAAAAUCCCUGAAGGCUGCAAACCAUUGUCCAUUGAUGUCCAACACAGUUGUUUGUUCUUGAUUUAAUUGCGUUCAACGCUUAAUUUUUAGUUUAAAUGACCUGACUUUACAACUGUCUGCUGGUUCAGAAGAGUAAAUUGCUCAAUAUAAAUAAGAAUUGUUGGUACAAUAAGAAUGAUGAAUAUAUUUAUGAUAAUAGAAUUAAAAUAAUCCUCCUAUCCUAGAGAUAAAAUGUAAAAAAAAACCUGAUAAGAGCUUUUUUCCCCAGCAUGCUGUUAAAUUUAAAAAUAUCUUGUAAAUGCGUACCUUAAGUCGGUCCACUUCGCUACGGAAGUGCUCGAGAAGCGACCGAGAGGCGGUUGCGUGGUCCUCAAGCUUGGAUUCGCCACUCACAAGCUUGUCAGCAGCCUCCUGAAGCAUUCUGGAGGCGACAAUCAGGUCAUUGGCAUUGCCACCACCGUCACUCAAGGCGAGCGCCUCGAGCCGCUCGCGAAUUUGUCUCAGCUCCUCGCUGAUAGCUCCAGAGUUGCCACCGCUGUUCUGCAACUGAGAGCGAAUUUCCUCCACAGAACUCUGCAGGCGUUGCAUCCACUGCCUCUCACUCUCGGUGUGCUAAAACAACGGCAAAAUUUUUUAAGUUAUUUCUGUUUAUAAAGCAUUGCCUUCAAUUUACACGAAAAAAUAAAUUCAUAGGUUUAUAAAUAUUUGAAAAUUACAAAAUAAUCAAAUGAAUAACAAGAGAAUAUGCCUGGAAAAAAGACAUUUAAUAUUUUAAAUCAAAUUAAACUAUUUGAAAUAAUUGUCAGGAAAUAAAAUGU
Molecule: messenger RNA, 1760 nt
Organism: Neocloeon triangulifer
Lineage: Eukaryota; Metazoa; Arthropoda; Insecta; Ephemeroptera; Baetidae
Exons: 5
Coding region: 271-942 (223 amino acids)
Source: RefSeq, a predicted model, not a curated record